ACAUCCAAAUGUAUUCUUUUUAACACCUCACUCAGUCCACGAAACAUGAAGAUGCCGGCCUGGUCCAUUUUGGUUGUGCUGCUGAUAUCGCAUUUUAAUGUUUUUGCCAUUCCUGAAAGACCCAAAUUAGAAAGUCGAAUCCUUGGUGGAUCAUCGGCGACAAUUUCACAAGUGCCUUACCAGCUUUCUCUGCGUGAUAAUGGAUCCCACUUUUGCGGAGCCGCGAUUUUAAACUCCGAAUACGCGCUCACAGCGGCGCACUGCAUUGACCCAUCAAUUGAGCUCAGCAGAGUACAGGUGGUGUCUGGCGCUACGUUUCUGAAUGCUGGCGGCUCUGUUAGCGCAAUUCAGUCCGUCGAGGUUCACCCAAACUACAACCGGAAAACGAUGGACUAUGAUAUCGCCGUUAUUAAAGUUCGACAGCCAUUCACGAUGAGUGCAAGCGUUGCACCGAUUGCCUUACCAAGGGCUGGACUUGUAGCGUCACCUGGCGCCGAUGCUGUCAUUUCUGGAUGGGGAGUUUCCACUGCUGGUGAGGAUGAAGACAUCCCUAAUGAACUUCAACGUGCGAAAAUCUCAAUCUCGAACUUCAGGCGGUGCAAAUUACAAUACCUGUUCCGGGCCAGAGUACGGAUCACAGAGAGGAUGAUUUGCGCAGGAACCAGCAAUACAAUUAGCUCAUGCCCCGGAGACUCUGGUGGGGCUCUCGUUGUGAAUAAUGUUGAAGUGGGAAUCACCUCGUUCGGCCCUGGACCUUGUGGAUCGAGCCAGUUGCCAGGAGUUUACACAAAUGUCGCUGACCCUGAGCUGAGACAAUGGAUUUCUUCAAAAACUAAUGGUCUUUGAUUGAAUACAGAAAAUGAUUAUUUAAAAUAUUUAUAUCAAUAAAGCAUAUAUUAUUUAUUUAUUCGCUAAAA
Molecule: messenger RNA, 917 nt
Organism: Cloeon dipterum
Lineage: Eukaryota; Metazoa; Arthropoda; Insecta; Ephemeroptera; Baetidae
Product: trypsin alpha-like
Exons: 7
Coding region: 46-846 (266 amino acids)
Biological process (GO): proteolysis
Molecular function (GO): serine-type endopeptidase activity
Source: RefSeq, a predicted model, not a curated record